This is a messenger RNA of Ictalurus furcatus (blue catfish), 1442 nucleotides long. RefSeq names its product XK-related protein 8-like. The transcript is spliced from 3 exons. Gene Ontology annotation, cellular component: plasma membrane. NCBI's taxonomy places the organism in Eukaryota, Metazoa, Chordata, Actinopteri, Siluriformes, Ictaluridae. The coding region runs from base 1 to 1227 and encodes 408 amino acids. Gene Ontology annotation, biological process: engulfment of apoptotic cell; apoptotic process involved in development; phosphatidylserine exposure on apoptotic cell surface. The record is from RefSeq and is a predicted model, not a curated record.
AUGGAGGAAGGAUUUCCAUUCAAUGUAGUGCUCUUAAACGUCUUGUUUUCGGUGCUGUCUCUGCUGUUUUUCCUGGCGGACGUGGUGCUGGACCUGUGGGCCGUAGAGUGCCUUUAUGAAGAAAGGAAAUACUUCUCCAUGGGAUUGUUGAUAUUUCUUCUGCUCGGUUCCUCGGUUGUCCUGCAUAUCUUCAGCUGGCUCUGGUACUCCGAUUCCUCCAUAACCCUGGAGACCAAAGUGGAGAGAUUCGUCAGGAGACACGGUUUACUGGCUCUGGUGCACAUCUGCCAGCUUGGAGUCUUCCUCAGGUUUGCAGCCGUAAUGGAGAUCUCAGUCUGCAGAUUAAAACAGAGCGACCUUUUCAUAAAGGGGGUCACCAAGUACAUGACUCAUGACCUCAGCAUGUUGCGUCUGUUCGAGGCGUUCUCCGAAAGCGCUCCACAGAUCGUCCUGAUGACGGAUCUCAUCAUGGAGAUGCCGGAGCUGCAGUCCUUCACAGUCCUUAAAAUCAUCGGCUCUCUUUCCGGCCUCACCUUCACCAUGUUGUCCUACCAUCACAGCAUGCGUGCAUUCGUCCCUGAGACGCAAAAGAUGGGAUGGUCUUCCUCUGUAAUCUACUUCCUGUGGAACCUGUUCCUGAUUGGCCCACGUGUGGUGUGUGUGUCCCUCUUCGCCUCCGUCCUGCCCUGCCUCAUCGCCGCACACUUCCUGUCCCUGUGGACGCUGCUGGUCCUCUGGGCCUGGUGGCAGAAGACGGACUUCAUGGACACUAAAGCUGGAGAAUGGCUGUACCGGGCCACCGUAGCCCUCAUCUGGUACUUCAGCUGGUUUAAUGUAGCGGAAGGAAAUACGAAACUCAGAGGAAUCAUCUACCACAUGGUUAUAGGGGUGGACACGAUGCUCCUGUUAGGAUUAUGGUGGUGGAGGAGAUCUGUGGAAUCAGCUCGUCUUGGUCCACUACCUAUUAAUCCCUACCUACUUAUUGUCAUGUUAAUCAUCAUCUACAUUAUAGGAGUCCUACUGAAACUGGUUUAUUACUGGAAGUUUCAUCCUAAACAACCAGACUUACAGAUGACACCAGAAGGGGAUGCAGAACGUUUUGGUAUUGAGACGGACAUGAUUGAGGACCUUGAAUCUGCCUGUGCCUCGGCACGUGAGCCAACUCGACAACUCGGAACUGGCAUUCACAAGAGGAUAAGAAACAUGGCUGUGAGUUUCUACAGCUAAACUGGAUUUGAGAUCAUGAAAAUGUACAGAAUGUCGGCUAUAUAACAUACAACAUGGCAUUCCAUCUCUAUUUUCCAACUGUACCGCUGUUAAAUCCCAGAUUCGUUGUGAAGUGUAUGAAAUGAUGCAUGUGAACACUCUUUCUGUAAUUUUCUUGUUGUACGUGGGAAAUGUACAGGACUGUGCAAAGGUUUUAUGCACAUGCAAAGAUGCCU